AUGGAAGAGGAGGAAGUCAGAGAGACCAGAAGCACGCCAAAAACCAAUGUGACGACGGUGGCAACUGGAAUGCAGACUGAUGUGUCAACGAUGUACUUGGACGAGACGGAAGACACAGGGAUGCAGACUGACGUGACCUGGACGACCAUUGACGAGACUGGGACACAGACUGACAUGACCAUGACGGACAUCACCAAGAGGGAUGCAGAUGGACAUGACAAUGGAAGAGUAACUGAGAAAAUGCUUCAAGAUCACCUGCCGUCAGGAAAGCAUGCAGAAAUGGAAGAGGAGGAAGUCAGAGAGACCAGAAGCGUGCCAAAAACCAAUGUAGGAGUGGAGUGCGAUUUUGGAAUGUUCGAUCGACUGAUUCACAUGAAGCUGGCUGCUGGUAUGAUGGCGAUAGAAAGCAUCAUUAUUUGCGUGAGGACGGUGGCAAUUACUGGAACACAGACUGAUGUGUCAAUGAUGUACGUGGACGAGACGGAAGACACAGGGAUGCAGACUGACGUGACCUGGACGGCCAUUGACGAGACAGGGACGCAGACGGACAUGACAAUGGAAGAUUCUACUACAUCUACAUGUAGUGGUACCACUACAACUACUGCUAGUGCUGUAACAGGCAGUACUAAUAAUCUGGUAACUGAGAAAAUGCUUCAAGAUCACCUGCCGUCAGGAAAGCAUGCAGAAAUGGAAGAGGAGGAAGUCAGAGAGACCAGAAGCGUGCCAAACACCAAUGUAGGAGUGGAGCGCGAUUUUGGAAUGUUGGAUCGACUGAUUCACAUGAAGCUGGCUGCUGGUAUGAUGGCGAUAGAAAGCAUCAUUAUUUGCGUGACGACGGUGGCAACUGGAAUGCAGACUGAUGUGUCAACGAUGUACUUGGACGAGACGGAAGACACAGGGAUGCAGACUGACGUGACCUGGACGACCAUUGACGAGACUGGGACACAGACUGACAUGACCAUGACGGACAUCACCAAGAGGGAUGCAGAUGGACAUGACAAUGGAAGAGUAACUGAGAAAAUGCUUCAAGAUCACCUGCCGUCAGGAAAGCAUGCAGAAAUGGAAGAGGAGGAAGUCAGAGAGACCAGAAGCGUGCCAAAAACCAAUGUAGGAGUGGAGUGCGAUUUUGGAAUGUUCGAUCGACUGAUUCACAUGAAGCUGGCUGCUGGUAUGAUGGCGAUAGAAAGCAUCAUUAUUUGCGUGAGGACGGUGGCAAUUACUGGAACACAGACUGAUGUGUCAAUGAUGUACGUGGACGAGACGGAAGACACAGGGAUGCAGACUGACGUGACCUGGACGGCCAUUGACGAGACAGGGACGCAGACGGACAUGACAAUGGAAGAUUCUACUACAUCUACAUGUAGUGGUACCACUACAACUACUGCUAGUGCUGUAACAGGCAGUACUAAUAAUCUGGUAACUGAGAAAAUGCUUCAAGAUCACCUGCCGUCAGGAAAGCAUGCAGAAAUGGAAGAGGAGGAAGUCAGAGAGACCAGAAGCGUGCCAAACACCAAUGUAGGAGUGGAGCGCGAUUUUGGAAUGUUGGAUCGACUGAUUCACAUGAAGCUGGCUGCUGGUAUGAUGGCGAUAGAAAGCAUCAUUAUUUGCGUGACGACGGUGGCAACUGGAACGCAGACUGAUGUGUCAACGAUGUACGUGGACGAGACGGAAGACACAGGGAUACAGACUGACAUGACCUGGACGGACAUUGACGAGACAGGGACACAGACUGACAUGACCAUGACAGACAUCGACGAAAGAGGGACGCAGACGGACAUGACAAUGGAAGAUUCUACUACAUCUACAUGUAAUGGUACCACCAGGACUACUGCUAGUGCUGUAACAGGCAGUACUAAUAAUCUGGUACAGAAAAAGCAUACUGAAUGCAUGUUGCUGCACUGCCAGAGCGAGCUGUUAAAGCUACGUGGAAAGUUCCGAGCAGCACAGAAAGAGAGGCAGAGAAGAAUAUGA
Molecule: messenger RNA, 1971 nt
Organism: Lytechinus pictus (painted urchin)
Lineage: Eukaryota; Metazoa; Echinodermata; Echinoidea; Temnopleuroida; Toxopneustidae
Exons: 13
Coding region: 1-1971 (656 amino acids)
Molecular function (GO): 3'-5'-RNA exonuclease activity
Source: RefSeq, a predicted model, not a curated record